AUGAAUCCAAGUUGGAUGACUUUAGUUUCUACUGAAACGGUCCUAGUUUUUAAAGACGAAGAUAAUUUUCCGACAUUUCAUGUUUCUUCGGAUGUUCCUUCACUAGAAGAGCCAGUUAUGGAUCAUACUUCUUGGAAGGAGUUGAAAAAUGCUACUUUGAGCGAGGAUUUUGACAACGUUGACAAUGAGGACAAUGAAGACAUUGAAGAAAAUGAGGUCAAUGAGGAGGAAGACGUUAUGUUAACUUCUAAUGGAGAAGUCAAUGCUCCCUCAACUGCAACUAGGUUUAAUUACGAUGAUAUCCUUUUACCUAUUAUUAAACAUAUGAAAAUAUAUGGCUGUAAGCCUUUGAAAGACGAAUCAGGUAUCGUAAAUUGUAAAGAAUGUUCAAAAAAAGUUUUACCAUACGGGUUCAUUGACCAUUCUGUAAACUGUGAAAAAAUAAAAGCCGAAGAAUUUGAAGCUCAAAAUGCAGAUGCAUCUACGGAUGUUUCGGCUAAUGAUGUAACGGUCGAGAAAUUUGUGAAAACUCCUAUCACAGAAACCUAUAAUUCGAGUCAUUCAAGCAAGAAACCUGAAGCAACUGAACAGUUACCUAAUGCGAAAAGACCUAAUUCUCCGUGUGGAGUAGUUGUUCCACCUAAUACACCUUGCGCACGUUCAUUGACUUGUAAGAGCCAUUCGAUGGCUUUGAAACGCAGUGUAUUGGGUAGAUCACAGUCAUAUGAUCUUUUACUUGCUGCAUAUCAGAAAAAAUCUAUAGGACGCCCUCAAAAUAAUGGCAUACAAAGUAAUAAACAGGACAGUGUAAAAAAAGAUGGGAAAUUGCUUGCCCCCGAGAAAGAGGAAGAGGAGAUGGUCGAUUCAGAAGAAGAAGUUGAUGCCGUCAUGUCAGCAAUAAUGUAUAGUAAUCCUCAGCCACUUGUCACACGACCAGAAUCUUUUGUUCCACAAAGAAGUAAUUACUUUAUUUAUAGUAACGAUAUCCUUCCAAAAGGAAUUGCUUGA
Molecule: messenger RNA, 1008 nt
Organism: Funneliformis geosporum
Lineage: Eukaryota; Fungi; Glomeromycota; Glomeromycetes; Glomerales; Glomeraceae
Source: the annotation of a GenBank genome assembly